Molecule: messenger RNA, 4450 nt
Organism: Diaporthe batatas
Lineage: Eukaryota; Fungi; Ascomycota; Sordariomycetes; Diaporthales; Diaporthaceae
Exons: 1
Coding region: 307-3648 (1113 amino acids)
Source: RefSeq, a predicted model, not a curated record
GACAUCCCAAGAAGCGCUAAAUCGGCAGCCCAACAACGCUCCUUCAUGUUUGCAUACACUCUCAGCUGACCUGAGGCCCGCCUCUCAUCCUAUCAUACGACAGCCGCCGGCCUUUUCCGAUUCCGAAUCUUCGAAUUGACCAUAGCCGUAUCAUCUGCGACGCAACGCACGUCCGAAUCGCGACCUAGUAUGACGCGACGCGACAACCACCACGACAAUCACCACCACCAUCACAUCGCAGAAGUCACGGCUGCCCGCGCUCCCGCUUGAUCGAGUCGCAACACAAAUCACCUGUCCCGUUCUGGGAUGAAUGGUGGGGGAGACAAGGCAGGCAAGGCGCCCAUUCCAGGUGCUCGCGCCAACGGAAGAAUAUUCUUGCCAUCGUUUGCUCUCAACGCCCCUGCCGACGCGACAAGCAACACCAACGGCGUGGCAGACAACGAGAAAACACAAGCAGCCAUGGCCAGUGGCGCGCAUUCGCGCAAACACAGCCAAGGCUCGCUCCCCGAUGCCCCCGACUCCUCGCGCAUCCCCCGACCGUCCUCUCGCGCGAGUCCUCAAACGCGUCGACCCUUCACCAUCACUGAAGCCACCGACUGGGCCAAGUCCCGAUUAGCUCAAGGCUCACCCAGCCCGGCACCCCGGCCCGCGCGCCCAGGCUCUGUCAACUCGGACCACAGGCCUUUACCAAGCUUGUUUACUCAGAGGCCGAUAGAUUUGGGCCGUCUCGGCACCAGGCGACCUCCACCACGCCGCGAUGGGACCUCCGUCUCCAAGGACACUUUCGGGUCUUCGUCGCACAAGGGAGACGUGUCGGACGAUGAGCUCGACCGCAAGCUUAAGCAGUAUGAAGAGGACGAGAAAAUCAUCCAAUCUAUGAAGGAAGACAAGAAAGGCCUGUUCAACAAGCCCAAAUUUGGACUGAAUGGCACUGGGACCUACACCAAGCCAAGUAAUGCCACAAGCAACGGCGGUUCUGGUGACGGUGGCCCGGGCGGCAAGGACCCUCGCCAGUCAUGGGUUUUCGCUGAGACAGGGCAUGCCAGACCCGAUUGGAUUAAGCAAUUCAAAUCGGAAGAGCAGGCCUUGGAUUUCGCCCCGGGCAGGCAGUCAAGGAUACAAGGAUUCUCGAGCUUUGGAAACCGCGUGCCGGGCUCCAAGAGGAUAUCGACAAGUCAGAGUCGACCAGAGAGCAAAGAACCGGCCUCGGCGAUUCCACGCCCAGCCACAGUGGCGCCGAUCCAGUCCCCAAACAAGAGUUACGCCUGGCAAGUUGAUGAAGACUUCACAGCUGGGGACUUGCAGGUUUCAAAUAGCCCCCCUGUGAGCUAUGGCCGUACCAACACCAGGUUGGACGAGAUCCGGAGGCUAGAGAUUGAUGCCGAGCUCGAUUAUCCCAUUGAGAACCAUCGCUUCGUGCCCCAGCGCACGAAUACAAAACUCGACGAGAUUUUGCAACGAGAGAAAGAUGCGGAGCGCAAGUACCCCGUUCCCAGGAUCGAAGAGCCAAGCGCGGAACCGGCUGGUGAGCUGUUUACGGGCGUCGAAACGAAGAAAGCAACUACAACACCAAGUUUGGCAGAGGCUGGAGGAGGAUCCCAACGUUCGCCAGGAAAUGAUGACCCUCCCAAAGAGCCUCUUCCGUCAACACGACUGAACGGGAUCAUGGAGCGAGGAAUCUUCCGGGCGCCUUCCCCCAAGCCUGAACUGAGGGACGACUUCGGGCGACCACACCAGACCACCUCGCAUGUGAGCCACGAUUCCAAGACGCAACCCCAAAAGCACGACUACAAUGGUAUGGACGGCGAGAAGGUCCCGAACACGCCCGUCACAAUAUACAGGAACAGGUCCCCGACUCAGCCCAUUGAUGAGCAUAACGGCCCUAAUCCAAGCACAACCUCCACCACUGUAGAACAUGCCACAGCUGUGCCUCGAGCCAAAGAAGACUCUCAUGAUCUUCUUCGAAGAUUAUCUAGGGUUUCGAGCAAUAGCCCCAUUGCCAGUCCUGAAAACGCAGGGACGCACAAGGCCAAGGAAGAGGACAGAGCUGCGUUGUCGAAUACGGGUAGAGCAGAAACAGCCGGAGGAGGACUCCAUAUCACGGAAAAGGCGGAUCAGAAAUUCCCAACAUCGCUAGGAACGGGCAAAUCGAAUGCUCUAAGCAAGCCCACAAUUGGAUUUGCAGGUCUCUCUCGGACGCCAUCUACUAAGAGUAUGUCGUCAACGCAGAGCCGAGCAUCAGCAGAUCCAACUGCACGAAUCGAGGGCGAGAUGAAACUCUUCGCGCUCAUGGACAACAUGUCGGAACGCGGUUCAGUCCGGGCCCCGUCACCUCGACCGGAUAUCGAAUCCGAACCUGAGGAUGACGCGGGCAAGGCAGACGAGACACCUCGUGCCCCCAAGUUCGAUCCUCUAUCCAUGCCUACUCCGCAGGUAACGGGCGCUUACGUCGAGACCCCAGUGACUGUCAAGACCGGACCAGUCCAGAUCAAAGAGGAGCCGACCGCAUCGACUCGAGAGCCAGAGAAGAAAGCCAUUUCACAGGCUCGAGAGAUAAGCACCUCGCCACGCUCAACGAAAUCAGAUGGACCGCGAUCACACGGGCGAUCUACCUCGUUUUCGAAAUCACGGCGGUCAAGGUCCACUCCGCGCAAGCGCUUCCCGUUAAGGAAUUCAGUCAAGCCGCCCACUGUGGAGGAAGACCUGAAGCAGAUCCACUUGAGCAACAACAUAGACGAAUCUACGACAGAUGACUUUGAUGACUUCGUGCUUGCUUCCAUAAAAUCUGAGGAGGCUGGAAACGGAGUCUCCGACUCCGAGGAUGCGGAUGCCAUGCCGCAGGAAAAGGACUUGAAGAGGAUGGAACACAUGGGCAAGGCUUUGAGCACUGGUCUUGCUUCCAUCCGGCAGGCCAAGAAGGGCAUCGGGCGUCUCGAAGAUCGGGUUGCACAGUCCGAGCAAGCUCCCCGUCCUACCAAAAACGACACCACGGGUCACGAGGCUCAUGUUUCGAGUUGCCUUGAAUGCGCUGCCGGUCAACAUAGCAGUGGCUUGUCAGCUCAUGUGGCUCUGCCAGUUCCUUCAUUGUGGCGCACACAGCCUAAAUUCAAAAUCACUUGGCUGGGGAAGCUGUUGCUCCUGCUGACCUUCUGGUACGUCGUGGAGAAUAACUUUUACGAUCACUGGGGAAGGCAGUAUGUGUGCUACCGUGGUUCGCCGUGCAGGUCGUCCCCCGACAAUCCCGAUUACGGCUACGUGGUGCCUGUGAAGCUCGACGAGUGGCUCACUGGUGGCAUGGUCCGCCCGCACGCAGCCUACUGGCUGCAGGAAGCCUGGGACCUAUACGCGGAUGUUGAGGACUGGUGGACGGGAACAGACCUCCGCGAUGUCAGAUACGGGGCCAUCUCGGACCCAUUCAAGAGAGAGCAGUACUUCCGACGCAUUCAAAAGAAGGGCCUGCAAGAGCCGUGGACACCAAAACCAGCAUACCGGGCCCUAUUCGAGGCUUAUGGGCGGGAGGCACUGGCGGAGAAAGAGGCUGAGGACCGUGGCGAGCCACGGCCCCCGGUGGACGAGAGGAUGGGCAAGGACGAUGUACUGCCCAAGACCUCGGAGGACCAGGAGCCGCCACGAAUAAUCUGGUUCUGAUGCGAAGUCUGAUUUUUCGCACGGCCAGUCGAGUCGAUUUCAAGAGCCCGUUCACCAAGAUUCUACCGCUCUGGAACACAACAUAUUUGGACGAAACCAUCCAGGAACGGAUACUCAAUCCAGUGUCACAUCACUUGUACAAAAACCGCAGACUCGUUGCUUUUGAUAUUUACGCCAUGAAGGGAAUGGGACUCAUGUUAUGGCGUUGUCUGGCUUCCAUCAUGCGUGGAGUUGGCGGUCUAGCCCUGGAAUCUUAUUCAUUCACUCCGAAGAUGGUACAUAAUUUUUCUUGCCGGCCAUACACCGGAUGGAAAGGAACGGGAGGCGGGAGGAAAUGCGCUGGCAUGCGCGCCGGAGAGAGAGGGCUUCAUGUCCUUAGUGUAUCACAUCACACAAGACGCUCGCCGAUUAGGGAACAACAUCAGCAAGUACUCCAUGUCAUUUCGAUCUUUCGGACGAUUUGACUUCCUUUAUUGCUUAGCUGUCUAGAGCAGCGAAGCGAUAUACAGGAUAUGUCUCAGGGGCGGGCUUGAUGGAUGUUCAUGGGGGGAGUACAUCAGCCCCCGAGCCCUUCUGUUGUUUCGCUGUCUGGGUCAGCGAGACUCGGCGAGUGGUUUUCAGUGGGCCAAGUGGUGGGCUAUCGCUCCGUGUCGAAGCUGCUCUAGCUGUGACAAUGAGAAGACUUUGGGCUAUGAAUAUGGCUUGGGGUCGUUGUUGCUCAAUAGCUGGAGCUCGCUUGACCGGUCACUGUAUUUAGUAUCCUAGAUAUGAUUGUAUAAAAGGAAUAAGAUGGCAUACAUAG